Molecule: messenger RNA, 1032 nt
Organism: Penicillium daleae
Lineage: Eukaryota; Fungi; Ascomycota; Eurotiomycetes; Eurotiales; Aspergillaceae
Product: SUR7/PalI family protein
Exons: 2
Coding region: 1-1032 (343 amino acids)
Biological process (GO): fungal-type cell wall organization
Cellular component (GO): plasma membrane; cell cortex of cell tip
Source: RefSeq, a predicted model, not a curated record
AUGGCCGACGGGACGGAUGCUCCCGUCAAGGGCAAGCGGCACCUCCCUCUCUUCCGUCGCACCUCACCAGACCGGCCCGUGGCUCAUCGGCGCCAGUCUACCGUUCAUUGGCACCGCGCCGUCCGCUCUCUGCUUUACCUAAUCGCCUGGAUCUUUGUUGUGCUGGUGGGAAUUGGCAAUGUGGCCAACAAGCCAGUCCUGCGCAGUACAUACUUCCUCUACCUCGACCUUUCCAAUAUUAUUCCUUUGUCCGUACCCAAUGCAGUCCUGAUCAAUUCCAUUGCUCGGUCAAUUGGCUUGCACGAUUUCUACCAAGUCGGGCUUUGGGGGUUCUGCGAGGGCUACAAUGAUGAGGGGAUAACCAACUGCUCGAAACCGAAGACGCUGUAUGCUUUCAACCCGGUCGACAUUAUUGUCAAUGAGCUCUUGGCCGGCGCAAGUAUUGCCCUGCCCAGCGAUAUCCAAGAGCCUCUACACCUUGCCAAAGUUGCAUCGCAUUGGAUGUUUGGCCUCUUCAUUGCUGCGGCAGUCUUAAACUUCAUCAUGAUCUUCCUCAGCCCCUUCGCUGUCUCCUCACGACCUCCACAGUCCAUCAAGUCUUGGGUCUCGGGCGGCCAGGUUACACCCUCGGGAAAACCACCCCACCGACGCCGCACCUUUGUCUUCCUACGCGCAUUCCCCUUCCUCAUUCUAUCCUUCUUCACUGCACUAGUGACUAUCGUCGCCUCAGCCGUCGCAACGGUCAUGUUCAUCAUUUUUGCCAACGUCUUCGCCAAUGCCGAUCCCAAUUUAAACAUCAAGGCGCACGUCGGCGUGCAGAUGCUAGUGUUUAUGUGGAUUGCUUCGGGAUUCAGCCUGUUCGCAUUCAUCAUCCAGCUCGGCUCCUGCUGUGCAGCUUGUUGUGGUGGUCGCAAGGCCCGUAAGCAACUCAAGGCUCAGGGGAUCGAUCUGCGCGAGAAGAGCUCCGUGCAACCCAGUUCCCCUGAUACUCCAGUGGAUCCCCAGGCGCCCCACGCAAUUACUAGCGAUUAA